This is a messenger RNA of Sciurus carolinensis (gray squirrel), 1073 nucleotides long. Its product is annotated as small EDRK-rich factor 1-like. NCBI's taxonomy places the organism in Eukaryota, Metazoa, Chordata, Mammalia, Rodentia, Sciuridae. The record is from RefSeq and is a predicted model, not a curated record. The transcript has a single exon. The coding region runs from base 597 to 869 and encodes 90 amino acids.
UAUAAAUCUGUGUAAAUGCCAGGGGAACCAACUGUUAGUUUGAAGAAAGCCAUAAACUCCUGUUGGAGAAAGCACAGUUUGACCCUGUUCAUUGAAGAUUAUGUAGCUUAUAAAUAUUGUGAAUUCCAUAAAGUGUUGAAUAAUUAUAUCAACCCAUAGCAAAUUUAUUGAGAUUUUUAAUUUAGACCUCUUUCAUCUUUCCCCUGCAUGACCCACCUUUCUCCCCCAUAAUCAUGCCAAAUUUCUGGGAUGUCAGAAUCGCAUUUGAUUAAGAGUAAGAAGACUAAGGAAGAGUUAGGCCUUGUCCUAGCUCUGUUUCUGACUAGCACGUAACUUUGAGCAAGUUAUUCAUGCUUUCUGGCCUAUAAGAUCUAGGAUGUGCUAUUGCUUGAGGAGUCAAGGGAAUAUUAGGUGAAGAUAAUGAAAAAGAAAAAAAGUACUAUUUAGGCAAUGUAACAUAACAUGAACAAUAGCUGCCACUUAGCACAUAGAAAUAUUUCCUAAGGAACCUUCUUGGUCUGCGGGUGGCAAUAGUAGCUGAGCGUGCGAGGGAGCCGUUUCUUCUCCUAGUAGCUCUCUUCCAGGCUCGGUCCGGCAUGGUCGGCAUGGACCGUGGAAAUCAGCGAGAACUUGCCCACCAGAAAAAUAUGAAGAAAACCCAGGAAAUUAGUAAGGGAAAAAGAAAAGAGGAUAGCUUGACUACCUCUCAAAGAAAGCAGAGGGACUCUGAGAUCAUGCAGCAAAUGCAGAAGGCAGCUAAUGAGAAGAAGUCUAUGCAGACAAGAGAGAAACAACGAAUGGCCUUUUGGAAGACCUGUGUGCUACAGCCAAUUGGGUGCAUCAUAAGCUCUAAGACCAAGAUUUCUUAAGAGUGAACAUUCGUUACAUAUAUUAUAACUUAUCUUUAUAAAACUAUUUUAAACUUUACUUUUCAGCCUUAGUGUGAUAUUUUAGGACUGUUCUUCAAAGAAUAAAGUACUAACCUUGCAUGUGAAAAAAAAUAAAGGAAUAUUUCCUAAGAAAGCUCUGAUCCCCUUUAACUCUUGUGAAUGUUAUUUUUAUUUUCCAUACUU